This is a messenger RNA of Trifolium pratense (red clover), 885 nucleotides long. RefSeq names its product transcription factor RF2b-like. The transcript is spliced from 4 exons. Gene Ontology annotation, cellular component: nucleus. Bases 1 to 885 code for a protein of 294 amino acids. Gene Ontology annotation, molecular function: DNA-binding transcription factor activity. The record is from RefSeq and is a predicted model, not a curated record. NCBI's taxonomy places the organism in Eukaryota, Viridiplantae, Streptophyta, Magnoliopsida, Fabales, Fabaceae.
AUGGCAGAGAACCAACACACCACUGAUAACAACAACUUCGAUUUCGACUUUGAUGAAUUGGAAAGCUUUAGUGAUAUCGAUUUUGAGAUUUUUAACAUUGCAUCACCAAUUCCAACACCGUCACCAGAAACAAUUGAUCAAUUGCCGAUUGUUUCAAUUCCUGCAGUGGCGGACCCGCCACAAAAUGAAAUCAUAUCCAAGGAAUCUAAUAACGUCAAUGUGACUGAAAUGAUUGGUGGCAGAAACGACCACAGAGAGACGGUGAUAGAGCAACACGGUGACAAAAACCGUGUUUGUCUCGGUAGAUCAUCAAGAUCAUUGAUUUUUCUUAAUAAAAAGAGGUUUUAUUCUCCUGAAAUGCUUGCAGAAAUUGCAAGAACUAAUCCUAAAGAAGCAAAAAGGAUUAUUGCUAGAAGGAAGGCUGUUAAAAAAGCAAAGGAGAAGAAAAGGAAUUAUGUAAAAGAGUUGGAAAAGAGGGUGAAAUCACUUCAGAAUCAAGCGGAUAACGCAACUGCACAGCGUGUCAUGGCAAAGAAUGAAGCUUCGACUUUAGCUAAGGGUAACAAGCAAAUGAAAGAGUCCAUAAAGUUUAUGAGACAACAUCAAGAAAUGCAAAAGGCUUUCAUGAAAUCACUAAAGGAACAAACACAGAUGCUUAAGAUACAAAUUGAAGGACAAACUAAAGCUAUGAUGAAUUCUUCUUUUGGUGAACUGCCAACCUCUCAAUUGCAGCUACAUGCUCCUAAUCAGUCACCAGCUGUCACAGCUGAGUACAUGCCGCCGCCGUUGCCGCCUCUAGUUCCUCCUCCAACAAUUCCCUUUGGUCAGCCUCUAAGUGAUCAUUUUAUUAUCACCGGCUCUCCUAAUUUCAAUCCAUUGAACUAG